AACUACAAUUAUAUUUGAUGCUAUUGUUUUCCAGAGAUGAUUAAUCUUAAAUUGAUUGUUAAAAACCGGAAUUAUGCUCUUGAGCUGUCGGAUCUGAGAAAAAAAAAAUCCGUCCAAAUUUCUGAUGCAGCUUCUAGUAUUAAAUCGAUGACACAUUUAUUAUAAUUUAUAAUCAUCAAUACUACAAACAUUGGCUGUGCAAAUAUUAUUUCUGAAUUUAAAAUAUCAUAUGUAAAAAAGAAAUAUCGAGCAUUAAUAGUAUGCUAAGGCUGAUGACCAUGAAUCAGAAGGCCGUCAACUCUCAAAAGUUCCCCAGAAUAGGAAGAUCCAGCACUGAUAUAUAAAAAGUACGGAUAUCUUCUUACUGUCAGACGAUUAGUUUUCUUUGAACCAUCAGUAUUCCAAUAAUGAAGGGCGGAGUUAUUAUUUGUGCAAUUAUUAUCUGUGAAUUAAUAAAUGGAUUUACUGCAGCGCCGUUUGUUUUUCCUGGACCUUCAUCAGAUGAUUAUUCAGACUUUGGUGUACCUGAAGGGCGCGAAUUAUUUGGACAUAGAAAGCAUAACUUUCCAAGAGGUCAUGGCUGUCGAGGUCACGGCUGUCUCGGCAUUGGACCAAGACCGAGACCAAGACCGGACCACGGGGGUUAUUACCCGAACAAUAAUCAGGCUGGUACCUUCGCCACAGCAUCCGCAGGAUCUUCUGGAGCCGGCAAUACCCAAGCGAAUGCUCAAAGCGCAAGUUUCAAUUUCGGACCUUUCUCGGCUUCUUUCAGCUCAGCUCAAGCGUCUUCUGGCAACCAGCCUCAGUUUUCUUCUUUCCUGAACUACGACUACUAGAUGCAGCCGAUCUAAUCCUAAAAAAAAAAAACUUAUUUAUUAUAUAAAUUUUAAAACAAUAAAUAAAAAUAAAAUAAAAAAACUGACGGUGUUGCAUGUUAAGUUUUUCUUUAAAAUGCAUCUUUAAGAUUUCUCUGAAGCUUACGAGCUCUUUGUCCGGUUCCAGCCACCAGAUGUUCUUUAAAAUAAAAUCGGCAAGAUUUUUUUGCUGAUGAAACAAGGGGAGAGAGAAGGAAAGAACUAAAGAGUAAAAAUCAAAGAGAAAGUCUGAGGAAUAAAAAAGAUAAAAGG
This is a messenger RNA of Cotesia glomerata, 1127 nucleotides long. RefSeq lists its product as uncharacterized. Lineage: Eukaryota; Metazoa; Arthropoda; Insecta; Hymenoptera; Braconidae. The coding region runs from base 408 to 836 and encodes 142 amino acids. The record is from RefSeq and is a predicted model, not a curated record. The transcript has 4 exons.